This is a messenger RNA of Haliotis rubra (blacklip abalone), 3799 nucleotides long. RefSeq names its product tolloid-like protein 1. The record is from RefSeq and is a predicted model, not a curated record. The transcript has 14 exons. The coding region runs from base 123 to 2201 and encodes 692 amino acids. NCBI's taxonomy places the organism in Eukaryota, Metazoa, Mollusca, Gastropoda, Lepetellida, Haliotidae.
AAAACCAUACUCACUUACCCUGACCAUACCGGUAUAUGCGACCAGUGAACUAACGCAGUAAGGACAGCCACACGCUUGACAUUGUGCACCUGGCAACUGGCUCAAUUUACCGAGUCAUUCAUAUGCCUCCGCACCUGCACCGCUUCAGUGAGCACAAGUGUGGUUCACAACAUGCAAUAGUGUUUCGUUACCUGGGACAUGCUGUUACUCUUUACUGGACAUUUGACAUGGAAACAGCUACAAGCGUGUUCAAAAUGUCCAAACGGCGACCACAACAGCUGGCUAUUUUGAUAACAGUAACGUCGUUGUGGACGCGGAUACUAGGUCAACCUUGGGCAGAUGAUGAAUGCAACAACGUCAUCGUGCCAGACCUAUCGAGACAAGAAGUGAGGUCAGAAGGCUACCCGUCCGGAUAUGAACUGAAUCAAGAGUGCAGAUGGGAGUUUGAUGCAACGAAGUGGUUUAACCAGAACAAAACACUUAGUGUGCAAUUUGUCGUGGACAUUGAAAAGACUACAGAUUGUUCAAGAGAAUCUGUUUCAGUGUAUGCUUUCACAUCGUCCAGCAAUACACAGCUAGCGGUUAUGUGUGGUCAGACUGUAAGACAGUAUACGUUCUUCAUCAAGUCCCUCCUGGUUGUACUGAAGACUGGAUCUAGUCCUACACAGGGCCGGCGUGGUCUUAAGAUGACACACCAGAUGAUUGAUGACGAAUCCUGCCGUGAGUGGUUGUAUUCAGAUACACACAAGACAGGUGCCAUUCAUUCACCCAGAUAUCCUGAUCCGUAUCCGAGCUUUCAGAGAUGCACGUACCACAUACGGAGUCGGACUCCCAACCGUAACGCCGAACUUAAAGUCAUCCUUUCCGAGCUGAGCAGUGACUGUCACAAGGAAUAUGUCCUGGUCUAUGACGGGAAUUCAGAAAAAGGGUCCUUACUUGGAAAAUGGUGCGGUUCAGAACGACCGACGUUCAACAGCCUGAGACAACAACUCUAUGUAGUGUUUGUGAGCCAUGACAACAUCAGCGGACGAAGGGGGUUCAGGGCAGAUUUCAAAGACGUCAUAUGUGGAGGCGCGGCAUCAGCUGGACAGUACUAUGGAAACGACAUCGUAUUUCCUGGGCAAGAGAGAGCAUUUCACCAUUACAUCACGUGUCGCUGGUACAUCAGACCUUCCCGCGGAUUUACAGGCUUGAUGGUGGAGUUCAGAAACCUUCAGGUCGACUGUGACAAAAGCAGGAUUUCAGUGUAUGACGGGCCAAGCGCUACAGACUACACAAGGACCUGGAAGAUCUGCGGUAAAAUGGAUUAUUCCUACCUGAUUUCCGGGGCGGGCGUGUUCAUCGAGUUCAGUAGCCAAGGCAACACAGCAGAGCCGGUCUCCUUCAAAAUCAAAUACAGGGGGAGCCGCGUUACAGGUUGCAGACUGAAAGGAAAGGAGGGCGACAAGGCUUACCUUGUGGCUUACUCUUACGAACAGAUACUCCUGUCCCCGGGAUAUCCCGAUCUAUAUCCAGAUCGGAUACAGUGUAUGUGGCAAGUGAAGACUGGCCUUCUCGUGGACAUUGUCAUGAUUGAUGUUGUACGGCUGAAUCUCCACUCACAGCCUGCAUGUGACGACAGCAUCAGUUUAUAUCAUGGUCCAAUAUCUGAUAUCAGCAAGACACCGGCCAUGGUGUUGUGUGGCACCACGACCGAUGUUUUCUACAGCACUGGUCGGUACGCUACCAUUGUGUUUUCAACCAAUGACGUUGGAGUAGGAAGCGGCUUCACCAUCAGUUACAAGUCUGUACCAAAGAAGAGCGCCGAUACUGGAACCGCAGCUUCAGUUUCAUCCAGUGCGUCAACGAUAGUGAUUGUUUGUUGUGUAAUCUUCAUCAUCAUCACCAUAGUGGUUAUCGUAACUUGUUUCGUUUGGAGAAAAAGACGCAGUGAUCGCAAUCGACAGCCACCGAUUGUCCAAACAUCUCCGGAUCCAAACCCCCAGACUAGCGGCCAGGCAACCCCAUUUUUGCCGCCCAAUACCACCGGUACCACCAAUCCUACCAAUACCCCCGCUACCACCAACACCAGUGCGUCGCCCCCUGAAUACCAGGAUGUAAACUUCCUGCCCGUCACAGAACCAUCAGCGCCAGAGAUGCCGCCUCCCAGUUAUGAAGAUGCUGUGUCGAAGGGAAUGAUAGACACGGAAACUAGGUUUUGAGGCGUUUUGACAAGGUGUCUUCAAAUUAUAAACAGACGCUUUGACAUGCAUCACAAGGCAGUGGUCAGAAUGUGAGUGAGUGAGUUGUUUUUAAGCCGCUUUGAACAGUACUCGAUCGUAGAGUGUCUGCAUAGCGUGGACGUAAGGUCAUCAGAAAGUAGUUUCCUGAUAUCUAGUGUAGCUGUCUCAUUGUCAGAAAUAUUAUCCACGCAUUUAGUACAUGGUAUUUGUCAGGAAGAUACUCUAGGACAUGGUAUUGGUCAGAAAGAGACACUGGAACAUGGUAUUGAUCAGGAAGAUACUCUAGGACAAGGUAUUGGUCAGAAAGAGACACUGAAACAUGGUAUUGAUCAGGAAGAGACACUAGGACAUGGUAUUGGUCAGAACGAGACCAGUGGUGAUUCCAGGUUAGAUGAAGUCACAAGCAGCCUUUGCUGGUCGUAAGGGGUGACUAAAUGAAUCAGAUGGUCAGACUUGGAUGACGUCACGUAAACGUCGCUCAUAAUGUCAAUCACUGAAAUGUCUGGCGCAGUUAUUUGAAGACCCCGUUACAGAGCUAGAAAGUCGCUACGUUAUAACAAACAACAAAGACGCCCAUCUACAAAAAGUUGAUUCCGAAAAGACAAAUCUGCAGAAGCCUACGAUGACUUGUGGAGUAUUUGUGUGGAGUAAUGAUGCUCAGUUUAAAAAACCUCUCAGUGGUAUUUCCCAAAAGGAAUCUGUUAACACCCAGGACUAUCUCAGACACAAGUGGAGGCGUUGCACUCAUAUAUUGUAGGAGUGGGUUCUUUCUCAUCUGAUUGGAUGAAUGGGUAGGGCAGAUGGCCGAAUCGUUUUAACGGGUGCGGCCAGGUUUCCCCGCUCAUAAAACUGCUCCCCGGAAGACAAUUCCCCACUGGUUGCAGAAAUGUCAAGAACGUCUGGGGGUGGGGCGGAGAACAUGACCUGGGGAGAAUUUUCUUAGUAGGGGCAGUUGAUCUGACGCCAUAUUAACACAUCUUAGGUGUGGCGUGCAAAAGCUUUAGAAACUAAGCGGCCGGAGUGAGGGUUCAGAUGCUACGAGCUUGGUGAAGCAUCUCAGCAUCUUUGAUUAUAGGUUCUUGAAUAUGUAACAAUAUGUGAGCCUGCUUUUAGCAUUACCAGCAUCUCCACCGAAACAUCCCACUGAAGGUGAAAUUGAACAGAAGUUGAACUUUAUACUUGUAUUCCGACUCUGUGUUCUGUUAUGAAUUCCUUUAAAAGAACAUUCCAGUUUUAAUGACAUCAUAUAUUGACGGGUUUCAGAGGGCAAAGGAAACGAUUUCUGCUCAGGAACACUCAGCCCUGAAAAUACCUUUGUAUUUUGAAUACAACAGAAAUAGGGGGUCAACCGACAGUGUUGGAUCCAAGUGGAUUAAAUAUGUAUUUGAAUAUAUGCAAGUGCAUUAUUGUUUAUAUUAUAUAUGUUUUAUAUAACAUUUUGUAUGAUUUUAUUGCGAGAUACACGAGUCAUAACACCAUCGUGAGCGUGUUUGUUUUAUUUGUUUAUACACGUUUUAUACAUGAUGACAGAACAUUACACAGUAACAUCUCACUUGUAGGACAUGUUACUGAAGUAC